This is a messenger RNA of Coccinella septempunctata (seven-spotted ladybird), 1737 nucleotides long. RefSeq names its product katanin p60 ATPase-containing subunit A-like 2. Gene Ontology annotation, molecular function: ATP hydrolysis activity; protein binding; ATP binding. The coding region runs from base 80 to 1498 and encodes 472 amino acids. The record is from RefSeq and is a predicted model, not a curated record. NCBI's taxonomy places the organism in Eukaryota, Metazoa, Arthropoda, Insecta, Coleoptera, Coccinellidae. The transcript has 2 exons.
GUUUCCAUGGACAUACUGUAUCAUCGACGAAACAGCUUUUGACGUGACGAAUUAUUCUUAUUUCAGUGUAAAGAACGAAAUGGCCGAAUAUACGAAAAGAAGAAGUGGUUCCUUGAGCUCCUAUACCGCUCAAGAACAGAGGAAAAGGGAGAGCCAAGAACGUAAAAGAUCCAUCCUGUAUCUCAUCCUCGGUUAUUUGAAAGAGUGCAAUUUGAAGACAUCCUACGAUGCGCUCAAGACAGAGGCGCAGCUCAACGAUCAAUUUACCGUCUGCGAUAAUGUGGACUUGGACAUAAUUCUUCAAGAAUAUCAAAGCUACUACAAUAUGAAAUUCCAAAAGGAGCCCCAAAUUAUCAGGAGGACGUCACUGGAUGAGAAAGCCACGUUGGGUUCUUCGUCGCAGAAGAACCUAUCUGCUAGCAGAUUGAGAACCCCAGAACAGAAGGAGAAAGAAAUAGAAAGAACAAAAAGCUCAAAAAGAAAAGAGGACGAUUUUCAAUUCGAAAUAAUCUCUAUCGAGUCUCAAGAAAGGAUUCCUACUGCUGGAGGACGCAGGAGGAGUUCGCAGAUUUCUGAACAAGAGAAAAAGCAUUUGUCCGAUUUUUCAGGAUACACACCAGAAUGGAGAGAAAUGGCCGAUUUAAUCAUGAGAGAUAUUGUGCCAAACACAUUGGGGUUUUCAUGGCACGACUGCAUUGGUUUGGAAAAACCUAUUGAACUACUCAAAGAGGCCACUAUAUACCCACUGGUCUAUCCUGACCUCUUCAAGAACCUUAUGCAAAGUUGGACCGGCGUUUUACUUUAUGGCCCGCCAGGAACAGGUAAAACGCUUCUUGCCAAAGCACUGGCAUGCGAAAUCGAUGCAACAUUUAUAAAUGUUACCAGCAGCUCCUUUGUCAGCAAAUGGAGGGGAGACUCGGAGAAAAUGAUCAAGGUUAUGUUCGACUUGGCCAAAUAUUACGCGCCAACAACAAUUUUCAUCGAUGAAAUAGACGCUCUGCUAUCAGAAACGAAAGAUACAAACCAUGAAGCCUCUUGUAGAUUCAAAAGCGAGCUCUUAGUUCAAAUGGACGGUCUCUUAUCCUCCAACGAAUCAGUCUUCCUGUUAGCUACAACCAAUCAUCCUUGGAAACUGGAUAAAGCGCUGCUGAGAAGAUUCGAGAAGAGAAUACUAAUCCCCUUGCCUAACGAAGAUGCCAAAAUAAGGAUGCUGAAACAUUACGCCAACUUGAAGAGCGAAAACAAAAACGAUUGGAACAACCUGAUGCAGCUAACUGAGAACUUCUCCGGAUCGGAUCUGAAAAGCGCAUGCAAAGAAAUGGGUAUGAGUUUGGUUAGAGAACAGCUCAGGAGUUUGAGUAAGACCAAAAAAAUUGGGGCACCCAGAAACGCUACCAUUGAAGAUUUAACCACUGCUUUGAAGUCGGUUAAACCUACGGUAAAUAUGGAUUACUACAACAAAUUGUCAGAGUGGAACCAGGAAUAUGGCUCAAGAUGAACAUGACUGAUGUAAUUUGUAAAUGUAUACAAGCACAGAAAGAAAAUAUAUAUUUUUUAUUUUUUGCCCCAAAAAGUAUUCUAAAGAUUCUGGAAAUUCAAGUGAUCAAUUUUGAUUAAGAUGGUCGGAAAACUAUAGAAAAUGAGUAGAAAAGAUGCAAACAUACAAUUUUUGAAAAUUUCAGGUAGAGUAGAGUAGUGUAGAGUAGAGAAGUAUAAAGUAGAGUAGAGAGAAUUAGU